This is a messenger RNA of Pantherophis guttatus, 9873 nucleotides long. It is a transcript of the gene ADAMTS15, whose product is annotated as ADAM metallopeptidase with thrombospondin type 1 motif 15. Lineage: Eukaryota; Metazoa; Chordata; Lepidosauria; Squamata; Colubridae. Gene Ontology annotation, molecular function: zinc ion binding; metalloendopeptidase activity. The record is from RefSeq and is a predicted model, not a curated record. Gene Ontology annotation, biological process: proteolysis; extracellular matrix organization.
ACUCCGCGAGCUUCAAGUGGCUGCGGGCAGACCCAAUAAGAGCUUUCAGCACCUCCCCUUGGAAACACAAAAAGAAAGUCUGGUUACAAACCUUUGGAUCCGUCGGGGAAGGAGAAGGGGAAAAAAAAAAUUGGCACAUGACAGCCCUGUAUAUAAAGCCUUAACAAGCCCAGCGCCUUUUGGAGAACCCAGGUGCUGGGCGCGCGGGGGGGUGGCGGAAGACCCGGAGGCGGCGGAGAAGGGGAAGGAGGAGAAGGAGAAGGAGAAAGAGAAGAAGGAGAAGAAGAAGGAGGAGGAGGAGAAGGAGGAGGAGAAGAAGAAGGAGAAGAAGAGGGCGAAGGAGAAGGAGCAAGAAGCGAAGAUGCUUCUUUAAAAGCCGGGCAAGGAACCGGAGGGCGGAACGGGCGCCGGUCGGGACUCCGGACCUACGCGGAGACUCUGCCUUCCGCCGGGCGGAUGCGCAAGUGACCUCGCCGCCCAGGCGAAGCCAGAUCUUCCUCCGGGCUGGGCGAGCCAUGCCGCCUCUCUUGCGGGGUUCCUUCUGGCUGUGCCUGGCUCUGCUGCCCGGCUUGGGCGUUGCGAUGCCGACGGAGAUCGUGAUUCCCAUCCGCCUGGAUCCGGAUCUCAACGGGCGGCAGUACUUCCAGCGGGGGGCCGAGGAACCCCCCCAGCCAGGGGCCAUCUUCCAGAUCACCGCCUUCCAGGAGGAUUUCUACUUGAACCUGAGCCCGGAUGCCCAGUUCUUGGCGCCCGCCUUCGCCACCCGUUACCUGGGCUCCCCGCGGAGGGCUGAGCACCGGGACUUGCGCCGCUGCUUCUACUCCGGCGAUGUCAACUCGGAUCGGGACUCCUUCGCCGCCCUGAGCCUCUGCGGAGGGCUGACCGGCGCCUUCGGCUACCGCGGGGCCGAGUAUCUCAUCAGCCCGGUCCGCAACGCCAGCGCCACCGAGGGCGGCGGCGGGGCGCUGCGCAACAGCCAAGGGGCGCACCUGUUGCAGCGGCGGAGCGCGCCUCGCCACGCCGCGGCCACUUCUCGCUGCGGGGUGGAUUCGGCCUCCCACCCGGCUUUGGUGCAAGCCCUAGAGAAGUACAAGGGCUCCGGGUCCGGAGGGGCCAAGCCGGGCCAGAACGAGACGGGCCGGGGGAUGCCCUCGGGGGCCAGGAAGAGCGGCCGCGCCAAGCGCUUCGUCUCCAUCCCCAGGUACGUGGAGACUCUGGUGGUGGCCGACGAGUCCAUGGUCAAGUUCCACGGCGAUGACCUCCAGCACUACCUGCUGACCCUCAUGGCCACGGCCGCCCGGCUCUACCGGCACCCCAGCAUCCAGAACCCCAUCAAUCUGGCGGUGGUCCACUUCAUGGUCAUCGGGCAAGACGACAAGGGGCCCAAAGUGACGGGCAACGCGGCGCUGACUUUGCGCAACUUCUGCGUCUGGCAGAAGAAGUGGAACAAGGGCAGCGACAAGCACCCCGAGUAUUGGGACACCGCCAUCCUCUUCACCAAACAGGAUUUGUGUGGGGCUACCACCUGUGACACCCUGGGAAUGGCGGAUGUCGGCACCAUGUGUGACCCCAAACGCAGUUGCUCCGUCAUUGAGGACGAUGGUCUUCCUUCUGCUUUUACUACAGCUCAUGAGCUAGGACAUGUGUUCAACAUGCCCCAUGAUAACGUGAAGGCUUGUGAAGAAGUCUUUGGCAAACUGAAGACCAACCAUAUGAUGUCUCCCACUCUCAUCCAAAUUGACCGUAUCAACCCAUGGUCACCUUGUAGUACGGCCAUCAUCACUGACUUCCUGGACAGCGGACAUGGUGAUUGCCUCUUGGACCAACCCACCAAGCCGAUCUCCUUGCCUCAAGAGCUUCCCGGUUCCAUGUACAAUCUCAAUCAGCAGUGUGAGCUGGCCUUUGGCAUUGGCUCCAAGCCUUGCCCGUACAUGCAAUACUGCACCAAGCUUUGGUGCACCGGGAAGGCUCGCGGUCACAUCAUGUGCCAGACCCGUCACUUCCCUUGGGCUGAUGGCACCAGCUGUGGAGAAGGGAGGUUCUGCAUGAAAGGUGUCUGUGUCGAGAGGCAUAACAUCAGUAAGUACCGGGUGGAUGGCAACUGGGGAAAGUGGGCACCUUAUGGAUCCUGUUCGAGGACGUGCGGUGGAGGUGUCCAGUUGGCGAAACGUCAAUGCAACAAUCCCCCUCCAGCCAAUGAAGGGAAGUAUUGCGAAGGCGUUCGAGUUAAAUAUCGCUCCUGCGGUUUGGAUCCCUGCUUUGCUUCAGUUCCAGGGAAGAGUUUCCGGGAAGAACAAUGUGAGGCUUUCAAUGGCUACAACCACAGCACAAAUCGGCUCACUGCCAUUGUUUCUUGGGUCCCCAAAUAUUCUGGGGUGUCUCCCCGGGAUAAGUGCAAACUCAUCUGUCGAGCCAAUGGAACUGGCUACUUUUAUGUUUUAGCCCCAAAGGUGGUGGACGGUACACCGUGUUCUCCAGACUCGAGUUCGCUAUGCGUCCAGGGGAAAUGUAUCAAAGCUGGGUGCGAUGGGAAACUUGGCUCCAAAAAGAAAUUUGACAAGUGCGGCGUGUGUGGAGGAGACAACAAAAGCUGCAAAAAAGUUUCAGGCUUGUUCACCAAACCCAUGCAUGGCUACAACUUUGUGGUGCUCCUCCCAGCUGGUGCCUCCAGCAUUGACAUCCGUCAGAGAGGCUACAAGGGUUUGAUUAGUGAUGACAAUUACCUGGCCUUGAAGAAUGCACAUGGCAAAUAUCUUCUGAAUGGACAUUUCAUUGUCUCUGCGGUGGAAAGGGACUUUAUAGUCAAGGGCAGUGUGAUCCGCUAUAGUGGAACAGGUACAGCAGUGGAAAGUCUCCAGGCCUUUAUGCCCAUCCAGGAACCCCUGACGGUGGAAGUGCUAUCAGUUGGGAAGAUGACGCCACCUCGAGUACGCUACUCCUUCUACUUGCCCAAAGAAAGCAAAGAGGACAAGUCUUCCUACCACCGUAAAGAUGGGAAGCGUCCUCCGGUCCUCAACAACAGUAUUCUCAGCCUGUCCAACCGCCUGGACCUGGGUCAGCUGGAUUACAAACGCCCCGCUUACAAAUGGGCUACCACCAACUGGGAAGACUGUUCGGUCACUUGCGGCAACGGUCUGCAGAAACGCAUGGUGCUGUGUCGCGAUGCCCUUGGCCAGCUGGCCUCCUCUUGCGAUACCACUCAGAGGCCUGUUGACAUCAGGAUAUGCGGAGAUCCAUGCCCAACUUGGGAGGCAUCUCCCUGGUCCUCGUGCUCCAAAACUUGUGGCAGGGGGUUUAAAAGGCGCAUACUGAGAUGCACAGGGAGGGGCGGCACCCUGCUGCCCCGCGAACGCUGCAACCUCAGGAAGAAACCACAAGAGUUGGACUUCUGCAGCCUGAGACCUUGCUGAUCAGGCUAAUUGACCAAAGGCAAAUGUGCUACUUUCUGACUCUCGGUGAUCAAGUGGCUGAAAGUGUAAAAAUAGCCUCUGGGGGGAGGGAGUGGGAUCCAGCUGAGUCGAAGGAGGUCCGCUACAUAGUGCAUUUUGACCAAGGACAUUCUAAGAGGGGGGAGAAGAAGAGUACCAAUAAGAAGGGGGCUUGAUAGAGGUUUUGACCAUCUUAGUCACUUAGUAGUAAAGCAGAAGUAAACAACUACCUCGAAAUUGCCCAAACCUCCUAGAUGUUAUCACCAUUCAGCCAUGUAUUCUGUGGCCCUGAAGGAGAAGGCAAGGUCAGAACUGAAAAGCAGCACUAUCUUGAGAUGGACCAAAGACAAGGAAGGCGAUUCCUUAGAGCCAUGGCUCUAAAUCCUUUCCAAAAUAAUAAUAAUAAUAAUAAAAAGAUCUAAAAUAUAAAAGGGACUCUUAUGACCACCCACCUCCUCCUUCAACUCCUAGGGUUAUAGUGGACCAUAAGGAAGUACCAUUGAACCUAGAACAAAGGAAUUGUCAGACUUCCAUGAGCAUAACAUGGUACCCCUAAGAAAGUGAUCUCCUAGCUCUGAUGGAAUUGCAGACUCUCUAGACUGAUACGGGGUUCAUACUUCUGUGCAGGACUAAUAACCAGUCACUGAUUGGUAGCUACCAAUUAACGUUUAUGAGCAAAUUACAUUUUAAUGGUGCUGGACCAAAUUGCCUCUGAAGUGUUGGCUUUGCCUGCUUCUCAUGGUUCGUGCCAAGAGAUCUACCAUGUUGGGUAAGGUCGAGCUGCAUCUUAUGUUGCUUAGUGAGCAGGAACGCGUCUUUCGUCUUUUCUUCCCUGCUUUUGUUAUUUAAGCCCACAUAUCUUCCAGAGUCACUGUUUCAUGUUAGAAUUCGCCCAGUGGGGAAAUCCAAUUUAUUUUUACUACCAGUUUUGUGGGCGUGGCUUGGUGGACAUGGUGUCGCUUGGUGGGCAUGGCUUGGUGGGCGUGGCAGGGGAAGGAUACUGCAAAAUCUCCAUUCCCUACCCACUCCUGGGGGAAGGAUAUUGCAAAAUCUCCAUUCCCACCCCACUCUGGGGCCAGGCAGAGGUGGUAUUUGCCGGUUCUCCGAACAGCUAAAAAUUUCCGCUACCGGUUCUCCAGAACGUGCUGGAUUUCAUCCCUGAAUUCUCCCAUCCACAAUACAUCUGCAAAAUACACAUCAACACCUGUAAGAGUAACAGAGUUGGGAGGGACCUUGGAGGUCAUCUUGUCCAACUCCGUUGGAUUUUGGAUUCAGGCCAGGCUAGCUUGGUAUGAAAAAAAUAUGAAAAGGGGAUGAACAUGAUUCUCCCAGGAUGAUUCGCUGGAGUACUUGAACAAGUAAGGGAGAAAGUAUAGUUGUAAGUAAUGCCCAACUAAUCAAAGAGAGAAUCAACCUAGAACUAAGGAGAAAUUUCCUGACAAUUAGAACAAUUAAUCAGUGGAACGAUUUGCCUCCAGAAGUUAUAAAUGCUCCAACACUGGAAGUUUUUAAGAAGAGAUUGGACAACCAUUUGUCUGAAGUGGUUGUAGGGUUUCCUGCCUAGGAAGGGGGUUGGACUAGAAGACCUCCAAGGUCCCUUCCAACUCUGUUAUUCUGUUAGAUUGACCAACAAUCUUAUCUGUAAUACAGAAGCAGCCUCUGUCAUCCUGUGCUGAAAACCUAUUAUGGUGAUAUUGCACCUAAAUGUUUCCUAUAUAAAUUCUGUAAACUAAAAUUGAAUUGUUAGAAUAGCUGUUGUUUUGCAACCUGGGGAGUAUGUGAAAAAAUAUAGUUCCCAUCUCAUGAAAAGCAGAAUAUUCCUGGAUAUUAUAGACAUCUUAAAGGGUAGUAUUUGGUGCGUACCUUCCCAUAAGAUAGACCAGGUGGGAAUGCAGUCCUAUCAGUGGUGGGAUUAAUUCAUUUUUUACUACCGGUUCUGUAGGCGUGGCUUGGUGGGCUUGGUAUGGCUUGGUGGGCAUGGCAGGGGAAGGAUACUGUAAAAUCUUCAUUCCCACCCUACUCCAGGGGAAGGUUACUGCAAAAUCCCCAUUUUCUCCCCACUCCUGGGGGAAAGAUAUUGCAAAAUCCCCAUUUCCUCCUGAUCAGCUAGGACUCGGGAGGCAGAGAAUAGAUGGGGGCGGGGCCAGUCAGAAAUGGUAUUUGCCGGUUCUCCGAACUACUCAAAAUUUCCACUAUUGGUUCUCCAGAAUUGGUCAGAAUCUGCUGAAUACCACCUCUGAGUCCUAUAGCUCAUCCUAAGGCAAAGCAGGACAGGACAAAUGAUACGUGAAGUGAAACUAUAUCCAGAGUCAAGGGCCCGUGUAAUCUUAGGGUUGUUGGUUUAGGAGGCAGUCUCUACAUCUUCCUUUGGGGACACCAGACAAUAUUCUUAGGCAGCUGCCAGGAUUUCUUAUAGCAAUCAUUAUAUUAGCCUUUGGCGAUCUAAGGACAAAUUAAUAGGCUAUUCCUAUUAUCUGCAGGUGAAAACAGCCGUUGACAAUGCUCCAGAAGACAGUCCAAUUUCCAUGUGAAAGAGAAUAGACAUGUCUAUGUUGUUUGUGUCAGUGAUCAUUCUUUUACAGCUGCUCUCCAUGCCUUCCAAGAGAGUUUGAAUUCUGAGGUAAAAUGCAUUGGAGCUUUGAACUACAGAUGCCCUUUGAAACCUUCAGGAGAAAGCCAUCACAGUGGAAUAUCAGAUAACACUUAACAAGUCCUGAAAUGGAAGAACUUUGGCCUUAGGGAGUUUUCAUCCCUUAAUGUUUUGGUCCUGGAUUUAUUUCAAGCGAAGCCUGAUCCUUGAUGGCAACCCCAACAAGCAUCACUGUUUGUGUUUCCACAUCCUGUGGGUUUGAUAUCUGUGGAUUCUCUAACAGUAGUAAGCAUCCCCCACCCCCACCCCAAAAUGCACACGUUGAAGUCUGGAGUAGAAAUAAAAAACCAAAGUCUUCUCUAGUCUCCAAUGUGUAUCUUGGUGAAAGACAAGUUAUGCUAGAGCUUCUAAAUCUUUAAAUUCUUCCUCCAGGUUUUUCACGCCUUCCCCAAAAAUAAUCACGGGCUUCUUUUCAGCCGCAUGUAGUGAAGAGAGGAACUGGGGUUUUCGAAAUGGUGCUUCUGAUAAUGAGGUUUUUUUUUGUUUUCUAUUUUUGAAUAGGAUUUCUAUUUACAAAAAACAGGACCAUUCCUCUCUCUCUCUCUCCUUCAAGAAUGUUUACAAGUUUUUUUUUUUUAAAGAACUGUGUUAUACUCACAAAACCAUGAGCAAAGAUAACGGGGGCUUAUGUUCUACGAGGCCAUAUCCAAAUCUGUUGAAAUGGCUCCAUGGAAACCAAUAGAUUUAUUUUAGAGAAGCAGAAUUAGACCAGUGGUGAGAUUCAGCCAGUUCGCACCUAUUCGGGAGAACCGGUUGUUAACUUUCUAAGCAGUUUGGAGAACCGGUUGUUGGAAGAAAUCUCAUUUUGUUUUUUUCCCACUUUACAGGGCUAAUCCUGUAAGGAAGGUAGGAAGGAAACAUUCUGGUGGUGUUUCUAGCCUGAUCUUUAUUGCCCUGCUUACAGAAACUGCCUCUCUGCUUAGCCCUUAUUACAUUGUAACAGCUAAGGCGAAGCGCCCAUUGAUGUGAGUGACAUGGAGUUGGCCAUGCCCACAUGAUCACAUGACCACCGAGCCAUGCCUACCCAGCUGGUCAUUAGGGCAGAGAACCGGUUGUUAAAUUAUUUGAAUCCCACCACUGAAUUAGACCUUUUAUGGGAGGGCUUCUCCUGACCUUUUAGAUCCGUGAUGGCGAACCUAGGGAAUGCGUGCCCGAAGUGGCACAUGGAGCCAUGUCGCUUGGCAUGUAAGGUGUUGAACAUUCCUCUUCUGGGUUUCUGGCGUGCAUGCGCAUGCGACGAUCAGCUGGCCUUUUUCAUUUGGUAGUGCCAGAAACUAGAAGACCCGAAAAGGUUCGCCAUCACUGUUUUAAGAUGGUAGAAAGAAGAAUUAUGAAGAUUCAUUGGCCAAUAGUGUAGUGUGUAGAAUGGUAAAUUUCUGGACUGGACAGAAUUUUUUGUUGUUGUCCUUCUUCUCUAGUGGUACUGUAAUUCCAAGGUGCUUGACUGCUGUUAUUUCUAGACCUUUGUAUAGAAUUUAGGUAAAAAUGUUUUUGAAGGGUUUAAAAUUAAUCUGUGGAGUCCAAACCAACAGAUUAAUUUCUCAUGCUUCCAGCACACACUUUUAUGUGAAAGCAUUCAGAUUGAAAAUAUCAACCCUGUUACAUUUAAGAAGUUCUUUGAAAUUUUAUCAAUUUAAUGAUCAUUUUCCGAGGGAAUUCAGCUACUUUCUAAAAAUUAACUAUCUGAUUUUACUAAAAAAAAAAAAAGGGGGGGGGGGAGGCUAUGGCACGAACUUGAGCAAGGUUGCUAUUGGUGCAGACUUGAGUUCAUUGCUCUUGGGUUUUUUUCCCCCCCGUUUCUUUUGACAGCUAACCUGGUAUAAAUAUAUGUUUUUUGGUAUGGAUAUGUCCUUGAGUAUGUUAAUAAUUCCAGUGGGUCUCUAGGGAUGAGAAAUUCCAGAAAGUACUAUCUGUCCGCUGUAAAUGUCCGCUAAAUAGGAAAGUAAGGUUGCGUAACAGGUUGGCUUUAAAACCCGUUUCAGAGCUUCUUCUUCUUCUUUUUUUUAUUUAGAUGUCACUUGUCAAAUUUGCAGCUGGUCUUGGUCACUAUUACUUGGUUAUUCAAUUGGCUCCUGGGGCAUAAUCAAUCAUGGCCUGUCUCUAUGUGUCAUGCUGGUUAUGACACACUUCCACAUGCAAAGGAAGCAUGAGUCACUGAAUAUUUAUGGGAACAUGGGGCUGUGGGACCAGUUGGUGUGGUGGACUUCUUCCAGCGAUGGCUGUUCUAAGGCUCUGAGCGUCAGAUGCUUAAAGAACAAUGUCAAAGAUUCUGAGGCCUAACUAAUCUUCCAGAUAGAUGUAUUGGCUCCCACCAGCUCAUAAAAAUUCACACUUCCUCUUAUUGUCAAGUCGGUUUCUGGUUCUGAUUACACCACAAGCUUUUGUCCAUUUUAAUUUUUUUUUUAUGAUCCUGCCAAGGCUUUCUCUAAACGAUUCCGGAGUCGGUAGGGUAAAGAGACAUUGUGAAAUCCAUUGCUCCCAUUAUUUAGAGAAAAGGGGGAUGACUAAAUCCAUUUAAUUCUAUGGUGUACAAUUAUCUCUAAGGAAAGCAAACGGCAGACGGUGGAAGGCGACCGUCUUCCUCCUAUAAAUAUGGCGUGCGUACUUGUGUUUGUGUGUAUGUGGACUGUUUAAGAAUCCUAGGAAUUGUAGUUUGGCAAGGGUAAUGAGAAAUGUCAGUAAGAAGUUACAGUUCUCCACACAAACAGCUAUGUUUCCCAAGUUCUCUUGGGGAGAAGAAACAGCUGUUCAACUAAUUUAGGUUUCUAGUUAUGUCCACCAACUCAACUGUUUUGUCUUUCCUUGUCCCAAAAGCUUUGCAGAUGUGUUUAUAUUUGGGGGGAGGUUCAAAUGCUAAACGAUUUCUUCACACAAAUACCCUGCCUAUUAUACACCUGAAUCACGAUGUAAUUAUUGUUCGCAGAGGGAUCUCGUUUCUUUAGAUUGAUAAAUGUGUCAGUGUCAAAGAUUUUGCCCUUAUCACUCAUCUUGUAAAAAUGUAGGCAUCUAUUUUCCCUGGUUAAGAUGAGUUGUGAUUACAUUCCAUUUUGUCUGUGGAAAUCCUUAGUCAUCUAGGUCAUGGUUGUCCCAAAAGUUGUUUUUCAAAAGGCAAUUGGACUUUGUUUUUUUUUUCCUUGAAGACAUUUCACUUCUCAUCCAAGAAGCUUCUUCAAUUCUGACUCGAACAGAAGAAGCUUCUUGGAUGGAGAAAGGAAACGUCUUCAAGGAAAAACAAAGUCCCAGUUGCCUUUUGAAGAAAGCAUCUUUGGGGACAUUCCAUUCCAUCGAAUUCUGAAAUUUGGAAUUCAGGGCUGAAGAGCCAAAAGAGUUUGAGAAAAUCUUAAAUAUUAAAAAAAAAAUAGGGGGGAAUAUCCUACAAUGCAAAUAUAGAUUAAGCACAGACCUCAAGCGGAAUGUUGAUUCCGCCAGGACGGAUCUGAUUGGAUGUUUUUAAAGAUUUCUCCUCCCCUUUUAUUCAUGGAUUGGCCUAUCAUGUUUCUCCCCUUUUAUUCAUGGAUUGGCUUCUCAUUGCCUUAAACUUUUCACUUCCACAACAGUUGCGUCUCGUUAAACUAUAUAGCACUGAAGUCCUUGUGUUGGUUCUGGUGAUAUUGGGGAGAGGACUGCUUUUAAUUGUAUGUGGGUUUUAAAUAGUUCUUUUGCAAAAUAUACAGCAAAAGGAUGGAAAUGCCUCUGGUACUGGGUGCUUGGUGUAUACCAUGUAUACUGUAUGUCAGUUUUUUGCUAUUUGUGUGUCAGUGGCAAACCUGAAAUAAAAAUGGUUAAAUAUUUAAA